Messenger RNA from Penicillium vulpinum, 3774 nucleotides. RefSeq lists its product as uncharacterized. The coding region runs from base 1 to 3774 and encodes 1257 amino acids. Gene Ontology annotation, biological process: vesicle-mediated transport; endosomal vesicle fusion; autophagy. Lineage: Eukaryota; Fungi; Ascomycota; Eurotiomycetes; Eurotiales; Aspergillaceae. The record is from RefSeq and is a predicted model, not a curated record. The transcript has 2 exons. Gene Ontology annotation, cellular component: cytoplasm; fungal-type vacuole membrane.
AUGGCUUCAGGCGAUGGAAUUGGUCCCCGCAAGAGGCGCAAGAUCAGCCCACCAGGGACUAUACCCUACGUGUUACAUUCCCUCUUCGAGGAUGUGCCAUUAGCAACCGAGGAUAGCUCCGAUGUCUACAUCACCUGUGUUGAAUACUGGAAUGAAAAUCUAUACAUCGGCACCUCUGCAGCCGAGAUCUUGCACUUCGUAUGCCUCCCCCCAGCUUCCCCGGACGAAGCCGCCGAGCCUACCUUUAUAUUAGCAUCCCGAUUACCGAUCCUAUUCGCCCACACUCCUCCAGCGGGCAGUGACCAAGAAGGUGUUCGACAGAUAGUUGUCUUAUCCUCAGUGAACAAGGCAUGUGUCCUUUGCAAUGGCACUGUUACGUUCUACAUGCUGCCGGAGCUCAGCCCGGCUUUUGGAGCUACCAAGGUCAAUCACUGCCGCUGGAUCGGUGGGUUGGAUCUCAACUGGGACGCAGAGUCAGGAGAGGAUCCGACUAUCAUGAUUGCUGUGCAGAACAGGAUCAUGCUGGUCCAGAUUGGGGAUGAGGCGCGACGGAUCAAGAAGAUUGAGUUCCCUGGUUGCUUAACUGCGGCCCGACGAGGAACGAUCGCAUGUGCUGCGGAUACACAUUCAUACUCAUUACUUGAAGUGGCACACCAGCAGAAAAUCCCUCUAUUCCCGAUAUCCUCUUCGAAUGAGGUUUUUGAGUCGGGGCAUGUGGAAGAUAUGAACCCAGCGCCGCGCACUCCGCUCAAACGUUCACCCUCUUCCUCCUACCCCACCUCACUACCGAGUGAUAACUCUGUGCAUGGCAGAAGCACUAGUUUGAAUACUUUUGUGGGCAUGCUCUCACCACAGGCCCAAGCGGCUCAGCUAGAUAGAUCGCCAUCAGGCACACCUGAUCCUUUCACAUCUACCGGGGAACCUAGAAGAUCAAGCUCGGAGGAGCGAGAAGGGAAAAGCUCCCCCAGGCUUCCCAGUGACCAAGAGCCAGACAAUAAGUCUCCCACCAACGAUAGUUUGAAGCCCCUACCACCUCUACCUCCCCAAAUAAAACAAGGCUCGAAGCGUCUCCAGCCUCAUGUGGUAUCACCAACGCCUGCUGAAUUUUUACUUGUGACUGGAACCGAGGAAACGGGACCAGGUGUUGGAAUGUUUGUUGACAUGGACGGGGAAGUUGUUCGGGGCACAAUAAACUUCCACAGAUUCCCAAAGUCGGUUGUGAUUGAUACAAACGAGCAUGAUGAAAUGUUCCAAACUAGAGAGGAGUAUGUUCUCGCUGUAAUCGAAGACGAAGACGCUGGAAGGUCUCGAACAAGACUCGAAAUCCAACGUUGGGACGACGACCCAGGAGAGAUUGAGCGGACUAAGAGCUGGUUAGAGAUACCACCUCCCGGAGAGACACAAUCUACCCAGAUUGGCCUCCGGCAUACCCUCAGCCCUAGCCAUCUGGAGCUCAAUGAAAUCGGGCAGCUCUUGCGGAUGGUCCGCCUCAAAAACCCCAUGCUGCCCCCGCAUGUGUCAGUAGCAGACUCAAGAACCCAGGCAUCCAUCGAACACUCGCAAAAGGAAAAAGAGCUGUUCGAUCCGCAAGAAUUGACCGAUUCGGACGGUUCUAGGAAGAAUGACAGUCCAGCAAGCCAGGGCUGGGAGGCUCAACGCGAUGCGGAAGAAGCAAAAUUUGCGCAUGGACUGGGCAAGGUCCAAAGCAGUCUUGUUGUGUGGUCUGGAUCUCAAAUAUGGCGUGUAUUGCAGAAUCCAUUAAUAGUCCAGCUGGAGGACACCUUGCAGAGGGCCCAGGAGACAGAAGAGAGCGAGCACACGGUGCUGCGUAGGGAUGCGAUUUUGGAUCUGUUGCUCUCCAUCCAGAACACCGAGCCAAAGACCGAGGCCGAGUUCAUUGGAUUGAGCUAUGUGAAACAAAAGGCCAGUCUUAUGCUUUAUGGAGACCUUCUCUCUAUGCAGUCAGACGAUCGCAAUGCCAUGGCAAUCGAUGGAACCGAAAAAGCGCUACUGGCAGGUAACCUUGAUCCGCGUUUGGCAUUGCUUUUUAUUCCCCUGUUACGUUGUGAGGUUUUGCAGGGGCCUCAAGGUAUAUGGAUACAUGCUGGGCUGGCAAGCAUGGCCGAAAAAUAUAUUGAACAGGUCGGAAAGAUAGGCGUUGAAUCCUCCGGAUUGGAUGCUUCUCGCAGUCCUAUCCUCAACAUGGUGAAACGGUUCCUUCUAUCAUGGCAGCAGAAGCGAGGAUAUGGUAGCAUCACCGAUGAGACCUAUGUUUUGGAUAGCACAGAUGCCGCACUGUUACACUUGACCUUGGAACAAGAUGCCUAUCUGACGCGAGAUCAGCGGAUAGAGUCGCCAAUUCGCCCUGAAUUGAAUAGGCUGGUCGAUAACUGGAAAGGCAAUUUCGAUCGAGCAGUGAUGCUCUUGGAAACAUACAAGCGGCUCUAUGUUCUAAGCCGUCUGUAUCAAAGCCAAAAAAUGUCUCGAAAUGUUCUCAAAACCUGGCGACGAAUCGUUGAUGGGGAGACUGACGCUGGUGGAGAGGUCUCCGCGAAUGGCGUGGAGACGCAGAUGCGCAGGUACUUGGUCAAGAUCAAGGACGUGCAGCUGGUUGAAGAGUAUGGCUCUUGGCUAGCUGGGCGAAACCCCAACUUAGGCAUCCAGGUAUUCGCAGACAAUGCCAGCCGUGUUAGACUGGAACCGACGGAUGUUGUUGCUUUACUCAAGGAGCGAGCUCCGAACGCGGUCCAAGUCUACUUAGAGCACCUAGUAUUUGCAAAGAAUGUGAGACACCCUGUUGCCUUGAUUCAUGAACGUCCAACUAACAUGUGGAAACAGUACACGCAAUAUGUCGAUGACCUGAUCUCAUACUACUUAGACACGGUACUCUCCGUGCUUGAGUCAUCCCCCGAAGCACGAGCCUCUUUAGCCGACUCCUACUCAACCUAUCGAGCCCUGCGUGCUCCCAAACCGACAUAUCUAAACUUCAUAAUCGAGAACACACCCGCAGAGCCCUGGUGGCAGUCCCGACUCCGGUUACUUCAGUUGCUAGGUGGAAUCUCCAGCUCCCAAUUCUCCUCCCAACCUCUUCCAACAGGAAUCAGUUACUCAAUCCCCAACGUCCUCACCCGCAUUGAGCCAUUCCAGAAUGAGCUAGUGUCAGAAUGUAUUAUCCUCGAUGGCCUACAGGGCCGCCAUGGCCCGGCCCUCCAUCUCCUCACACAUGGGCUAGGCGACUAUGACUCCGCAAUCCGCUACUGCCUCUUCGGCGGCCCGCGCAGCUCUUCUUCCUCAACGGGCACCCCGCCAGAACUAGCAGACUAUACCCUACAGUCAACGCUGUUCCGCCACCUGCUCGACGAGUUUCUGCACAUUGAGGAUCUAUCAGACCGCAUUGAGCGCACAAGCGAUCUCCUCGCGCGCUUCGCAGCAUGGUUCGAUGUUCGCGAAGUCCUCGAUCUCGUUCCGGAGGACUGGAGCGUUGAUAUCCUCGGCGGUUUCUUCGUGCACGUUUUCCGCACCCUUGUGUCGCAGAGUCGCGAGACCCGCAUCGAGCGUGCCCUUGGCGCGGGUUUGAAUCUGCGUGUUGGCGCUGAGUAUAUCGAUGGCAUGGAGAAGGUUGGGCCCUGGGUUGAGGAGGCAGAAGGUGUAAGAAGAUUGAAGGAUGCAGAGCCGCGGCGAGUUUCCUUGCCAACUGAUGAUCCUGACCAGGCUUCUGAUGACUCUGAAUUUGGAGACACGGUGGGGCCUACACCUGGGGAAGUGGCCCAGUAG